UUAGUCUUAAACAACGUUUCAUCAGUAAAUGUUGAUAGCAAAACUAUGGAAAGCGUAAAUGCUGACGAGUUGGUGGCACCCGCCUGGCUCAAUGCGCAGUUUUUUUAGGAAGUACUUAAAAAACAUGAAUGCAUACCAGAACUAAAAGUCUUGGAUGUUCAAAUCUCGCCAGCCAGUGCUAAGGGCGAUCACUAUGCGAGCAUUAUGUUUCGGGGAAAUGUCUCGUAUACCAACACAGGUGGAAAGCAAUCAAAGUCGCUGAUCAUCAAGACGAUGCCCGAUCAGGAGGGACAUAAAAAGGAAAUACUGAGUGGUUCUCAUCUCUUUGAAACAGAGAUUGGCAUGUACACAAAAGUCUUGCCCAGAUUCGAGCAGAUUCUACGGGAGGCGGGUGAUAAUACUAGACUAUGUGCGCCCUGUCUGUAUUGCUCGUUGGAGCCGCGUCAAGUCAUGAUCUUUGAAGAUCUAGUGCCGCUGGGUUAUACGGUCAUCAGAAAACGUGAUGCAACCACUGAGGAGUUGAAGUUUGCUUUUACGAAGCUGGCCAAGCUGCAUGCAGUUAGCUUCCAUGUUCUGCAGGAGCAACCCGAUUACCUGCAAGAAUUCAAAAACGGCUUCUUCGAAAUACCAAAUAUACGACAAGACCCCUUUUGCACUACAGGCCUGAAAAAGUUCCUUGAUUUCCUGGAAGAAUUCCCAGAGUUGAGAAAGUAUAAGCCGUACUUCGAAAAGAUGGAAAAUGAUUACAUUGAUCGAGUGGAAAUUGUAAUGCAGGAGUAUCGCAGGAAUCGCAAGCCAAAUGGAUAUUAUGUUCUAUGUCAUGGCGAUUUUCAUUUGAAGAACAUGAUGUUCAAGCAGGGAGAAGAUGGAUCUUUGGAAGAUGUUAUGUUGUUGGACUACCAAGUAAGCAACAUUUGCCCCAUAGCCAUGGACCUGAUAUACGCCGUAUAUAUGCUGAUGGGCAUUGAAGAUCGCCACAAUAACUAUAAAGAACUUAUAAACUAUUAUUUUGCCGAGUUUCUCGCAACAUUGCAAAAUAUUGGAUAUAAAGGCGAAUUGCCCAAUUCGGUGGAGUUCUGGCAGCUAAUCUCCCAACACAAUUGCUAUGGUAAGUCCCGAAUAGAAGAUGCCUAUUUAGAUAUAUUAUUUACCUUGGAAAAUUUCAGAUAUAUAUUUGAUAACUACAUUUUUGCCAAUGAUGAAUGCCUUUAAGCUCUAUGACUUUGAUCCCGCAGACGUCUUUCAAAAGGAAGACGUACAAAAAGGAAUGUACCGCUUAGAUUCGUACGUUCAGGAUGUU
Drosophila arizonae is the source of this 1300-nucleotide messenger RNA. RefSeq lists its product as uncharacterized. Lineage: Eukaryota; Metazoa; Arthropoda; Insecta; Diptera; Drosophilidae. The record is from RefSeq and is a predicted model, not a curated record.